AGAGAGAGAGAGAGAGGGUUUUGUUUUAUUUUGUUGUGUAUAUGACUUAAAAUAGCUUAGCCUUUUCGUGAUCAUUGUAAGUACUGUCAAAAGAAGAGAUUGGAAUCUUUACAGGAAUGGUAGGUGCUUCAGUCCUCAGCUUCUCUUUUCUUCUGUGUUUAUAGACCCUAAACAAGGAAGGAGGAUACAAAGCUAGGAUAACAUUCAAGAGAGCUUUUCCACUUGCUUUUGUUAAUUUGGUUCUAUUAUGGUCUUCUCAGGUAUGUCCUCGUGUCUAAAUUAGAUUGCACUCGGUCAGCUUUUGUAUGGUUGUUGACAGUUCUUUCCAAACUCUAGUAGAAGGGUAUAGCAAUGCUAGAUCAGUAGAAUCCCUAGCUUUUUUUUACUCUUGUGCGAGUGUUGACCCCCUAUAGAAAGAGCUUUCUUGUUUUGUUGGUGAAGUCGAUAGAUGGGAAACUAUAGGUUUAGAUUAUCUGACAUGAUGCCGAAUGCUUGGUUUUACAAGCUCAAGGACAUGGGAAACAAAGGAAGGAAGAGCCAUACCAACUCACGUUCCAUGAAGAAGUGCUAUCCUACUACAAGGACAUCACCAUCCGCACCACCAGAGCCAUCCACACCACCAUCCCCAGAGCCCAAACAAGACCUUCUCCCCAGAAGAGGCUCUUACUACAUCUCUAGCAGAGUCGAAACAGAGAAGUUCCCCAAUUCCCCUUUCCACCUCCAGGCUUCCGACACCCACUUUCUCAUAGACCUUCCUCGGAGAUCCAAGAGAAGAAGCAGAAGGAAGGGCAGCAAGGCUUCCCACACCACCAAGCUUGUCACCUCCUCUCUCUCUGCUGGCUGUGGCUGCAGAGUGUGGAAGUCUGAAGCCGUGACCGACUUCCCAGAAGCCUCCCUCGAGAGCCCUUCGUGCGACCGCCACCACCGCAUCCAUGGCCGUGGCAAUGACCUUCACAAGCCCCUCAUCAGCAACAAAAUCGAAUUCGAUGGUUUCGAUGGCGUCGCGUCAUGGUCACACUCUUGUAGCUUCUGGGUCACCACCUCUGCAACCGAUAUAAUCAUUGAAUUGGGCACCAGGAGCUCCAUCUCUCGAAAACUCGAAAAGGUUGGGGACUGCACCAUGGUCUCAGAGCAUAGAAUCCCACGAACUCUAACAAAGCCGGCGAAGAAGGAAGCCGGCGCUGUUAAAUUAGAUAAUGCCGAUAUGCAUGCAAAGCAGGGGGUCUACCAUAGUGGUUGUUCUGUAGAGGAGCAGAGCAAGAGCGCAGUGAAGAAGUCCCCGCCGGGACUUCAUCGACUUCGGAUGAGGGAAAGCUCUCCAAGGCUCGUCAGCAACAGGGUACAACAGGUCCAGCGAAACCGGAAGAGCAGCGACUUGGCGAUGACGGCGAAGGGAUUACGGGAGAGUUUUGCGAUCAUUAUAUCAUCAUCAGAUCCUCAGAGGGAUUUCAGAGAGUCAAUGGUGGAGAUGAUCGUCGAGAACAAUAUCCGGGCAUCGAAGGAUCUGGAGGAGCUUCUGGCUUGCUACUUGUCGCUGAAUUCGAAAGAGUAUCACGGUGUGAUCGUCAAGGUAUUUGAGCAAAUUUGGUUUGAUCUCACUAACAUUAGAUUGUAAAGAAGUAAGAACAGAGUCCCUCAGCAUGGGAUUUGUAUUAAUCUAUAUAUGCCUUGGAUAGGUUGUUUUCCUAUUUUUUUUAAAA
Molecule: messenger RNA, 1700 nt
Organism: Elaeis guineensis (African oil palm)
Lineage: Eukaryota; Viridiplantae; Streptophyta; Magnoliopsida; Arecales; Arecaceae
Product: transcription repressor OFP3
Biological process (GO): negative regulation of DNA-templated transcription
Molecular function (GO): DNA binding
Source: RefSeq, a predicted model, not a curated record